Messenger RNA from Amaranthus tricolor (Joseph's coat), 1476 nucleotides. RefSeq lists its product as uncharacterized. Bases 1 to 1476 code for a protein of 491 amino acids. The transcript has 2 exons. The record is from RefSeq and is a predicted model, not a curated record. NCBI's taxonomy places the organism in Eukaryota, Viridiplantae, Streptophyta, Magnoliopsida, Caryophyllales, Amaranthaceae.
AUGGCAGUAUUCGACGGCACGUCAUGCCCCGAAGAACACUUGAUGGCCUACAAAAAUUUGAUGGUGCUGCACACUACCAACCCAUCCUUGUGGUGUAAAUUCUGCCCAACUACUCUUACUGGAGUAGCCUUGACAUGGUACACCUCCCUUCCGGGAGGAAGUAUCCAUAACUUUGCCCAAUUAGAAAGCAAAUUCUUGGGUCAUUUUGUGGCAUCCAGGAGGCAGGAGAAAUCCAACUUCCAUUUGCUUAGCAUAACGCAACUGGAAGGGGAAUCCAUAUCAUCUUACUUAAAGAAAUUCCAUGAGGCCGUACAGGAGGUGACGGAUCUGGAAGAAUCAGUCGCCUUGAAUGCCCUGAUCAAUGGCAUGAAGGCUCAGAGACUGAAGUUCCAGUUGGUCGAAAGUCAGGUGAAGACAUAUGCAGAAGCCAUGAAGCAAUGUCAAAGCUAUGUCACCGCCUCCGAAAUAUGCCAGGCACACGACCCGAAAAGGCGAAAGUCCAAAAAGAGAGAUGCCGCAAUCUCCCAUCAGUCCUCAAGGAACAGAGAAGAGCCUUCGUCAAGGAGGGAAAGGAAUUACAUGCUGCGUCGUCCUGCGCCCCCGUCAGACAUGGGACCUCCACGAUCCCGUCACGUAUAUAUCACGGAAGGAGAAUCCAGAACACGCAAUUUGCUAGAUAGGGGUAAUGACCCAAUGUUUAAUCGAAACAGAAAAGACAUUUUCUUCGCCGUUCGUGACAAGUUGCCAACUCCACCACCCACUACCACUCCUUCCGAUAGACGCAAUUACAAUCUGUGGUUCCUCAACAGGAAGGACUAUGAUGCGGGAAGAGAAGUAGACAGGAGGCCAUGGAAUCAAAGACGCAGAUCCCCCAGAAGGGAUGAGGCCAGGCAUGAAAGUUCCAACACACAAGGAACUAUCAACGUAAUUUUCGGAGGAUACACUGAAGAAUAUCCUACCAUUCGAGCCGCCAAGGAUAGCGUCCAUACUCUGCUGAAAGGACCACCAAAAACCAUAUCAAAGGGACCGAUCAUGAGAUUCGACGCCACUACCUCUCAACCGCUGCAACAACCACACACCGAUCCUCUUGUGGUCACCCUCAAAAUCGGGCAAAUGAAGGUGAAGAGAGUACUGGUAGACACCAGAAGUACGGCCGACCUCAUAACCAUGGAGUGCCUCAGAAAAAUGAAGUUCGAAGAAAAGCAUUUGCAGCCUCUCGACAAACCAUUGCUUGGGUUUGGAGGUAGUCAGGUCAUUCCACUAGGCACGAUCAUUCUACCCGUAAGGGUGGGGGAAAGAAACAAAAGCAGGGCCAUGCCCGUACGAUUCACGAUAGUGGAUCUCACAUUCCCCUAUAAUGCCAUCAUGGGGCUCCUGCUCAUCAACAAGAUAAAAGCCGCGAUCUUUCCUCAUCAACUCCUGUUGCAAUUCGAACAGGAUGAUGGUCAGGUGGCAUCCUUAAAGGAGACCAAGUAA